GAAUGUGUGAUAAAAGCGACGCGUAAAAAUAAAAAUUUUGUCAUUGGCAACGAACUUGGUAUAAAAGUAUGUUAUCAAGCGAAUUUUAAUGUUCCGCGAAAUAUUAACAUUGACGUCUCGUCAGAAUCCGUUAAAUCAAUAAAGCAAUCAGUCCAAAGAAACUCAAUCAGGUGUAGAAAAUGAGGUAUAUAUUUGUUAAGUCAAUGCAACGAGAUCAGUCUUGUGAUAAGUUUUGAGAAAGGAACGCUAUAAAUAUGUUCAGUGUUUCCAUAUUGUUUUGUUUAAUCGCUAGUGUUUUAGCUCAGAGUGCAGAUCAAGGAUCUUUUGGAUCUUCUCAAUCUCAUAAGCCUCAUAAAACUCCUUCCAACCACCAGCCUCCUAAACUUUCUUCCUCCAGCCUUCAAACUUCUGAAAUUCCUUCUUCCUCCAGUAUUAAACCUUCUGAACCUUCUUCCUCCAAUAUCAAACCUCCAAAUCCUUCUUCCUCCAACAUUAAACCUUCUCAACCUAUUUCCUCCAACAUUAAAUCUUCUGAACCUUUAUCAUCCAACAUUGAACCUUCUUCCUUUAAUAUUAAACCUCCUGAUCUUUCUUCCUCCAACAUUAAGCAUACUAAACCUUUAUCAUCCAAAGUUAAACCUUCUGAACCUUCUUCCUCCAAUAUUAAACCUCCUGACCCUUUUUUCUCCAACGUUAAAUCCUCUGUAUCUAAUUCCUCCAACAUUAAGCCUUCUGAACCUUUAUCAUCUAACAUUAAACCUUCUGUACCUACUUCUUCCAACAUUAAGCCUUCUGAACCUUUAUCAUCUCACAUUAAACCUCCUGAUCCUUCUUCCUCCAGUAUUAAACCUUCUGAACCUUCUCCCUUCAAUAUCAAACCUCCAAAUCCUUCUUCCUCCAACAUUAAACCUUCUCAACCUAUUUCCUCCAACAUUAAAUCUUCUGAACCUUUAUCAUCCAACAUUGAACCUUCUUCCUUUAAUAUUAAACCUCCUGAUCUUUCUUCCUCCAACAUUAAGCAUACUAAACCUUUAUCAUCCAAAGUUAAACCUUUUAAACCUUCUUCCUCCAAUAUUAAACCUCCUGAUCCUUUUUUCUCCAACGUUAAAUCCUCUGUAUCUAAUUCCUCCAACAUUAAGCCUUCUGAACCUUUAUCAUCCAACAUUAAAUCUCCUGAUCCUUCUUCGUCCAGAAUUAAACCUUCUGAUCUUUCUUUUCCCAGCAGCAAACCUUCCCCACCUACUUUCUCCAGCAUCCAACCUCCCAAAAAUACUUCCUCCAGCCAGCACCAUUCUAAAUCUCCUUCCUCUGGCCAUCAACCUUCUAAAACUUCUAAAUGUCCUUUCGUACGUUCUUCACCGUACAAUUUAUCAGCGAUGUGUGGAGAAUGGUAUCUGUACGAAAGUAGUCUCAAUGUGCGAAGCAAAGACGAAAGAUGCAUAAAAGUAAAGUUAGAAGAAUAUCCCGUUGGUAAAUUCAAACUCAUCAGUAAAUCUUAUAUAUCUAGCAUCAGCACAACUUCUACAGUUGUCACUGACGUAAUUGUUAAAAACAAGGAUAAUGGAGUUCUUGCAAGUCAUGUUCCGCUUUUUGGUUCUAUAUACAAGCCUGUAACUUUACUCACAGUAGAAAGAGACCAUGUUAUAUUAUAUUCUUGCCAAAUACGCGGAAAUAAACGUGUCGAAUCUGCGUGGGUGUUUAUCAAGUACGCUUCAAGCCCUCCAAUUUGGCUCGACGACAAAGUAGAAAACGCCUUUUUAGAUCAUAAUCUUAAAAUGCCUAAUAUGAAUUCGAGCGAUUACGAAGAAUGUCUUGAUGUGUUUUCAAGUUACCAAUUUGAUCCUGCUCCGACGCCGGAAACCAUGACAAUAUCUUGUUUCUUAAAUAUUACAUGUCUCGCCAAAAAGUGGAGGGAAUUUGUGAAUUUAUUAAUGCCUUAUAGUUAGAAUUUCAAAAAUACA
This is a messenger RNA of Cotesia glomerata, 1961 nucleotides long. RefSeq names its product adhesive plaque matrix protein-like. Bases 255 to 1946 code for a protein of 563 amino acids. The transcript is spliced from 5 exons. The record is from RefSeq and is a predicted model, not a curated record. Lineage: Eukaryota; Metazoa; Arthropoda; Insecta; Hymenoptera; Braconidae.